AUGAACAAGCGCGGUGCAGCGAAUAAUCUUGCCUUGGUCAGGAACGUAUCAGCCAAGCCAGUUCAGGUGGGAGCUCGGAACUUGUCGGCCAGCUCGCGACCCAAGGCACUUCUCUGGAAGCCAGGGCGCUUCUGCGGCUGUUGUAGCGCGCUGCUUUGUUUGCUACUCGGCUCGGGUCGCGUUGCACCCAACGGCUGGGGCCUAGAAUCGGCCAAAUGA
This is a messenger RNA of Pyricularia oryzae 70-15, 219 nucleotides long. RefSeq lists its product as uncharacterized. The transcript is spliced from 3 exons. Lineage: Eukaryota; Fungi; Ascomycota; Sordariomycetes; Magnaporthales; Pyriculariaceae. The record is from RefSeq and is a predicted model, not a curated record. Bases 1 to 219 code for a protein of 72 amino acids.